AUGGCGAUGUGCACGCAGGUGAGAUUGGUGAUGGCACAGAUUGGCGAAGCGGCGGCGGCAGGUGCGGCGGCGGACAUGAGUGACCCUGCUCGGCACGUUCAUCAACGACCUGGGCUGCCGCGCCGUGAUGGGCAAGUCCUUCCGGAGCGAGGGCCGGAACAAGCUGCUCCGGGAGCUUGUCGGCGACACCUCGCCGCUGCUGGCCGGUUUCAACGUCGAGGAGUUCUUCCCGUUCUUGGCUCGAUUCGGCGUGCUCAGCAAGAUGGUUCGCGCGAAAUCGGAGAGGUUGAAGCGGAGUGGGACCAUCUGCUGGACAGGCUGAUCCAGGACCACGAGAGAAACAGCGAUCCGAGAGACAAAGAUGCUGAUUUCACUCAUGUUUUGCUGUCCGUUCGACGUGAGUACGGCCUCAGCAGAGAGCAGAUGAAAGGAAUCCUGAUUGAUGUAUUUUUUGGAGGAACAGGGACAUCGUCUUCGGUGCUGGACUUCACCAUGUCAGUGCUCAUGCGGAGGCCGCAUAUGAUGAAGAAACUUCAAGCUGAAGUGGACAGCAGCAUCCCUGAGGGACAAGAAGCUGUCAGCGAAGCUGAUCUAACCAACAUGACCUAUCUGAGAGCUGUGGUAAAAGAGUCGCUCCGGUUACACCCCGUGGCGCCUCUCCUCCCGCAUUUCUCCAUGGCUCGCUGCAGCGUCGACGGCUACACCAUCCCGGCUGGGGUACGGGUCCUGAUUAACUCCCUGGCCAUCGGCAGGGACGCACGCUACUGGGAGGGCGCCGAGGAGUUCAUCCCGGAGAGGUUCAUCGGGCACGGCAGCGCCGCGCAUGUUAGCUUCAAGGGGAACGAUUUCCAGUUCCUGCCUUUUGGGUCCGGACGAAGGAUGUGUGCUGGAGUGAACUUCGGGAUAGCCAGCGUAGAGCUGAUGCUGGCUAACCUCGUGCACCGUUUUGACUGGGAGCUGCCGGUGGGGAAGAAGAGAUGUGACAUCGAUAUGUCGGAAGUGUUUGGGCUAGUAGUGAACAGGAAAAGCAAACUUGUCUUAGUUCCAAAAUUACGCGUAUAG
Miscanthus lutarioriparius is the source of this 1062-nucleotide messenger RNA. NCBI's taxonomy places the organism in Eukaryota, Viridiplantae, Streptophyta, Magnoliopsida, Poales, Poaceae. The record is from the annotation of a GenBank genome assembly.